UGAAAUGUGUUUCAUGCACAUUUUUUUCGAAUUGUGAAUCAGGUUUCAGUUUUCUGCUUUCGAUUAGCCGAUCGUAGCCGUAAGUGGCCGAGAAUUGCCGAAUCAUCUGUCCUGCCCGGACUGCUUGGAAGCGGCUGCAACGCCAUGUUGGUGAAGUCUCCCAUCUGUGUGAGAAAAAAAAUGAUAGCAAACACACGUAUCGAGAAGAAAAGGUAAAUCGCCGAAGAAGGUUGAAGAUCGCGGCGAUUGUUUCUUUUGAAAGAAGCCAACCGAGCCGGAUCCGCAGAGGUUCCGGACGGGUGAGGGAGGCUAAACCUCCCGCCGUCCCCCAUGAAUAGCACCGCUGAUCCGAACUGCGACUUUCCAUGAAAAAAGACGUUUGUGUUGUUAUUCGGGCUUCGUUAUCCCACUUCGUUCGAGGGAUUUGGGGCCUGCUUCAGAAACCUGCUAACGCUACACUCGCUUUAUGUAUAUGCCAGCUAGGCGUCGUUUGGAUCAGUCUUCAUUAUUAGAUUAUUGUUUUCGUUUGAUUUUCUUGCGAUGAGUUUGCCACCGAAAGUGGUGCCCAAACCCGCCGCUGUCGCCAUUAGCGGACCUGGAAGUGGUCCCUCUCCGUCGAGCCAGUUGCGGGCUACCCUGACCUCCGUGUCGCUGCCGCCGGGAGCCCCGAGCGCUCCUCAGCCGGGAGCUGUUCCACCUCAAAUUCCACGUGUUCAGCCUUCACUGGACGAACGACUCUUCCCACACAGCGGCGUCGCUGCAGUUUAUAGUGUACCCAGGCACGCUGGUCCUCCUUACACUGCUCAUGACAUCACAAAGGGACACCCUAGCUUGGCAGGCACGCCGCCUGGUCAUGCCCACUCCCCGGCGCUCUCUCAGGUAUCAGUACCCACAGCUUCCCCGUAUCGCUACCCUAAGGGCUGGGAGGCAGGCGGAGGGACUCCGUACAACCCUGGGCAGAAUGCUGGCUCCGCCUCUUUAGUGUAUUCUGCACAGACACAGCCAAUGAAUGCACAGCCUCAAACUCGCCCGUUUGCCACGGGCCCUCGACCAACCCACCAUCAGUUUUUCCAGAGGGCUCAGAUGCAGACUGCAAGGCCCACCAUUCCUACAAAUGCCCCUUCCUUACGGCCUGGCUCACAGACCCCCACAGCAGCUGUCUACCCCACAAAUCAGCCAAUCAUGAUGACCAUGGCACCCAUGCCUUUCCCGUCAGCACAGGCUGCUCAGUACUACAUCCCACAGUAUCGUCACAGUACAACCUACGUAGGACCUCCCCAGCAGUACUCAGUACAGCCACCAGGUUCUGGUACCUUCUAUCCUGGUCCGGGACCAGGGGAGUACCCCGCUCCAUAUCCUGGCACACCCUACUACCCAGGACAGACUGUGUACCCCCCCUCACCCCCUAUCAUAGUGCCUACACCACAGCAACCUCCACCAGCCAAGCGUGAGAAAAAAACUAUUCGUAUCCGUGACCCCAAUCAGGGUGGCAGGGAUAUCACAGAGGAGAUCCUGGCAGGGGGUUCAGGGAGCAGGAAUUCAACGCCUCCCGUUGGACCCCCUUCAUCUACCCCUCCACAGUUUUUAUGGCCGCACCCUCAUUAUCCUCACAUUUUCUACCUCAAAUCGCAGCAGCAGCUGAGCAGCCGCCAGACUCCAGAGCAGCCGUCAGAACCUCAGCCUCCUCAGCCACAGCAGGCCCAUCCUGGAAGCUACACCCUUGAGCCACCCCAGCCACUGCAGCCCCAACAGCCACUGCAGCCACUGCAACCAUUAACAGUUGGGGCUUCAGAUACCAAACCAGGGCCAGAUGACAUGCCAAAAUUGGAGCGGGUUGCGCAGAAGUCUUCCUCACCAGGACUUGUACAGCCUGAAGCUCCUGGGGAGAGACUGGAAUGCAGUGCUGCUGUAGCUGAGCCCUCUACUUCUGUCGAACCAGAGCUUCCUUUCUCUUCAGCAGUCACAGCUCCUGUCCCUCUUCCAGUUGUGACCAACACCAGUGAACGGCCAUCACCCAGGGAGUUUACUGCUUCAGGCUCCAUUCCCUCCUCCUCUGUUGGGGAGCACAAGCCCUCCCCAACACCACCUCAGACUCAGACAUCUAACACAGAUAUCUCUGUCUCAGAUGCCCCACAAACUCUGGCUGCUGUGCUAGUGCAGGGUCCCAAGGCAUUUAAUGGCUUUGCAGAAGUUGGGACUGAGCUUGACUCACUGGGUCACAAGCCACCCCUUCUCUCCCCGGCUGCGCUGCAGUCCCAAGCCUGUGCUCCUGCUUACACGGAGUCAUUGCCUUCUGAUAUGAGGCCAGAGGUGCCCAUCGCUUCUGCUCUCACUCCUAUGGCUCCUGUGGCUGUGGUGCCAGUCACCCUAACCUCAAGCCCUGCACCAGCUUUCCCAGCUAUGCUCCCGCCUGGCCUUCCACCUCUAGUGCAGGCCACAACAGAGGUCGAUGACCCCAGCAGGUCCUUAGAGACUAAGGAUAUCACCACCAGAGGAGGAUCAGAGGCACACGGCUGCAUCGUUGAUGGCAAAGCAGACUCCCAGCACCUAGCACUCAUAAGGAAGAGUCCCACUACAGUAAAUCAGACUGCUUCUGCAAUACCAAAGACCUGGAGGAAACCAAAUGAAGGCUUCUGUGCUGCAGAUGUAGCUCAAAAGGAGGAUGAGGAGGAGCCCAGGCCAGUAGAUCAUCAUGCUGCAGAUCAGACCCUGGAAAUGGCUCCACUGAGUACCAGUCCUGUGCCCCUACCAUCAGUCUUCACCUCAACCCCUGUUCCAGUUCCUGCCAGCAGCCCUGAGACUGACGGAAAGCCUCCGCCCCUGGAGGAGAAUGGUGAACCUGAGCUGGAGCCCAUGAGGAAUGGGGCAGGCCACACAUCAGAGACUGAAAGUAGCGAUAGUGGAGCCACCCCAGGAGACAAGGAGAACUCCAUGGGGGCAGCACAGGACAUGGAAGACCUGGUGGACUCCAGUGGGAAACGCCAGUAUGGCAGAGAUUUUCUGUUGGGCUUCCAGUUUAUGCCUGCUUGCAUCCAAAAGCCUGAGGGUCUCCCACCAAUCAGUGAUGUGGUGCUGGACAAAAUGAACCAAAACAAGUUGCCUUCUCGGGUUGUGGAUUCCAGGAUGAUUUCCAGGGGACCUGACUUCACACCUGCCUUUGCCGACUUCGGGAGGCAGAUAACUGGAGGGCGCGGCGUUCCACUCCUAAACCUUGGCACACGGCGUCUUCCUCCCCGGAAAAUCAUUAUGAACGUGUCAGUGAAUGAUGAUGUUCAGCUGAAAAAAGCUGAGAAUGCCUGGAAGCCUGGCAUGAAGCGGGAGGGAGUCGCCGAAGACCCAGAGAUGCAGAAAACACAGGAGCUGUUCAGGAAGGUGCGGAGCAUCCUGAACAAACUGACCCCGCAGAAGUUCAACCAGCUGAUGAAGCAGGUGACGGACCUAACCAUCGACACAGAAGAGAGGCUGAAAGGGGUCAUCGACCUCGUCUUCGAGAAGGCCAUAGAUGAGCCCAGCUUCUCGGUAGCCUAUGGAAACAUGUGCCGCUGCCUCGCCACCCUCAAAGUGCCCAUGACUGAUAAACCCAACACCACAGUGAACUUUCGCAAACUGCUGCUAAACCGCUGUCAGAAGGAGUUUGAGAAGGACAAGGUGGAUGAUGUGGUGUUUGAGAGGAAGCAGAAAGAGCUGGACUCUGCUGCAUCGGCGACCGAGCGAGAACAUCUUCAGGAAGAGUUGGAGGAAGCCAAGGACAAGGCCCGACGGCGUUCAAUAGGCAACAUCAAGUUCAUCGGUGAGCUCUUCAAGCUAAAGAUGCUGACAGAGCCGAUCAUGCAUGACUGCGUGGUCAAGCUCCUAAAGAACCACGAUGAAGAAUCCUUAGAAUGUCUGUGCCGGCUGCUCACCACCAUUGGCAAAGAUCUCGACUUUGAAAAGGCCAAGCCUCGAAUGGACCAGUAUUUCAAUCAGAUGGAAAAAAUUGUCAAGGAGAGGAAGACAUCGUCGCGGAUACGGUUUAUGUUACAGGAUGUCAUAGACCUGCGAUCGCACAACUGGGUGUCCAGAAGAGUCGACCAGGGCCCCAAAACAAUCGAGCAAAUCCACAAGGAAGCUAAGAUUGAAGAGCAGGAGGAGCAGCGAAAAGUCCAGCAACAGCUGCUCUCCAAGGACAGCAAGAGACGGCCAGAUCCCAGAGAUCAGCGCAUACAAAGAGAGGAGACCUGGAACACUGUUACCAUGACGAAGAGCAGUCGAACCAUUGACCCCUCCAAGAUCCCGAAGAUCUCCAAGCCUCAAGUGGAUGAGAAGAUCCAGUUGGGUCCAAGGGCUCAAGUCACAUGGGUAAAGGGCAGCAGUGGUGGAGCCAAGGCCAGCGACUCGGAACUAUCACGGACAGCUGGAAGUAGCCUCAAUCGAUACUCUGCACUGCAAGCAACCACAUCAUCUCAGGCCUCCACCACACCUCCCCAGAAUCCAGACUUUGACUCCAGGAGAACUCUGGGAAGUCGUGGCAGUACAGCCAGAGACCGCAGCGAGAAGCCACUGAUCUCUGCCUCAUCGCCACGACCUGGACCCUUCGUCAGAGGGGGCAGUUCAAAAGAGCUGCUUGAGAGCCAGACCACAGAGGAGCCACGCCGAGACCGGGAGCGAGAAGGAGGCGAGCCUCGAAGACCAAGCGUCACUGAAGACAAACCAGAAGUGGAGCGUAACAGAAUCAGAGAGCCUGUGAAACCUGAAGCUGCGUGUCAAACUCCAGACAAACCCACCAUGACCGAGGAGGAGCUACAGAGGAAAUCAAAGUCCAUCAUUGAUGAGUUCCUGCACAUAAAUGAUUACAAGGAAGCUGUGCAAUGUGUGGAAGAGCUCGAUUCCAUCUCUCAGCUCUACAUCUUUGUCCGCGUUGGGGUCGAGUCCACUCUGGAGCGCAGUCAGAUAACGCGAGACCACAUGGGCCGGCUGCUGUUCCAGCUGGUGCAGCAGGGAAUCCUGCCAAAACUCCAGUUCUACAAAGGGUUUGCAGAAACGUUGGAACAAGCUGACGAUAUGGCCAUCGACAUUCCCCACAUCUGGCUGUAUCUGGCCGAGCUGCUCAGCCCUGUGCUGAGGGAAGGAGGCUUCUCUAUGAGAGAGCUCUUUAGUGAAUUAAGCAAGCCUUUGCUUCCUGUGGGAAGAGGUGGGAUCUUAAUUUCUGAAAUUCUGCACAUACUAUGCAAACAAAUGAGCCAUAGGACUGUAGGUACGUUGUGGAGAGAAUCUGGCCUCAGCUGGACUGACUUUCUGCCAGAGGAUGAAGACGUCCAGGCUUUCAUCUCACAACAGAAACUGCAGUUCACUUUGCCAGACGGCUCCAGCGGUGAAGCAGCUCUACCGAAAAGGAUCUUCUCUCCUGAAGAGCUGAGCCACCAGCUGGAGAGACUUCUCCUGGAGGACAUGGCCACUGACGAGCAGAUCUUUAAAUGGAUAGAGGCAAACUUAGAUGAAUCUCAGAUGAACUUGUCUCCAUUCCUGAGGGCUUUGAUGACCGCCGUGUGCAAAGCGGCGUUGAAAGAUUAUCACAUGAACUGCAGAGUGGACAUGACCAUCAUCCAGAGGAGAGUGCCUGUAUUACACAAGUACCUUAACUCAGACACUGAGCGACAGCUGCAAGCACUUUAUGCACUUCAGGCGUUGAUAGUCACCUUAGAUCAGCCUCCAAACCUCCUUCGGAUGUUCUUCGACAGUCUCUAUGAUGAGGACGUGAUCUCGGAGGACGCCUUCUACAAAUGGGAGGCAAGCAAAGACCCCGCUGAGCAGCAGGGUAAGGGCGUGGCCCUCAAGUCCGUCACGGCCUUCUUCACUUGGCUGCGCGAGGCGGAGGAGGAGUCUGAGGAUAAUUGACGAGGGAGACAACCCGGGACUGGACAUAGAAGAACUGCAUUCUUACAGCUGAUCAAACAUAAAAUGAGUGUGUGAGCAGGAUGACAUGUUUACGGCUGGAAUUUUUUUCUGCGGUACGGUUCUGAAUCACGCCGCCAUCUUGAGUUUGGAUUCCAGUGGUGGAAGCACUAAAUACCUGUAUUAUACAUAGAAAAUAUUUUUGUUUUAAAAUUUAACUUUUUGUUUUGUUACUUUUUAAGAAGAGACUUAAACGAUACAUAGGUUCUGGACUCGUUAAUUUAUUAUUUUUUUAAGGACUGCAAAUAAGAAAUUUAUUUAACAUUUGCAGAUGCUCACAAAGAGAACAUUGAAGACAGAAAUAACAAUAUUAUUAAUUAUAACAAAAUAAUUGUGAAAUAAAUAGCCUCCCUGUAUUCCACACAGUUUGGUUUGAAACAGGGUAAAAACAAAAUUGGGGAGGAAAGGUAGCAGAGAUUAAAAAAAAAAAAAAAAGUGACAAUGCAUAGGAACUGUUAACACUGUCUUUCUAUGACAUCACAAAGCAGGAAGCAGCGUUCUCUCAGCCUUGUGUUGCUCCACAUGAUACGAACAUGCACCUCUGGAGAGGUAAGCGUAUGCAUUCACGACACGAUGCAAGUCAGUCCUCAGAACUGUCAGACGGAACAUACCGGAAACACUCGGACAAGACGGCGAUAAUGCAACUUUAAAAGCAAAUGGUUGCUGAACAUGGAAUGCUUGUAAUACUUCAGCCCUACAGAGCAAUUAAAAGCUUGUAAAUACAUUAAAGACAAAAAGGUAUUUAAAAAAAAA
This is a messenger RNA of Thalassophryne amazonica, 6684 nucleotides long. RefSeq names its product eukaryotic translation initiation factor 4 gamma, 3a (gene eif4g3a). Gene Ontology annotation, cellular component: eukaryotic translation initiation factor 4F complex. The record is from RefSeq and is a predicted model, not a curated record. Lineage: Eukaryota; Metazoa; Chordata; Actinopteri; Batrachoidiformes; Batrachoididae. Gene Ontology annotation, molecular function: mRNA binding; protein binding; translation initiation factor activity.